GCCAUCGCCUCUCAGCGCCUUCUCUUUCAGGGCAUGACACGAUGAUGCGUAAAGGKGAGAUGAAAUGCGYGACUCUUUACAUGGCUGUGGGCUUUAUUGUGACGUGUUAUUUGGCGCAAACGGCGAACUGUCACCGACCGGAGGAAACGGGAAAACGGAGGGGARCAACGUUAGGUGUCCAAGAGGGGACCAUCGUGUUCGGCAGGGAAGCUGAUUCGCACGUCGCAAACGGGAAGAGGAAAGCGCCGCCAAACGCUUAUGCUGUGGAGGAUGAGAGGGCUUAUCAAGCGGACUCUGCAGGCUGGUCAGAGGGACAGGCACAGGAGACCAGUCCCAGAGAAGCGUCAUGGAAGCGCAUGGCACCUUCCCUGCAAUGYGGAGGGAMCCAGAUGAAGUUCAGAGCAGUGGGACCAGGAGUGUCGCAGUUUGCAGUGGAACAAGGAAAUGAACCUCCAAUGCCUCUGUCUCAGGUCCCCUCCACCUGUGGCUACACCAUGCUGAGGAACUCUUUUGCACUUGUGAUGCUGGUUCCAUAUGAUGCAUGCAGUAUGGUUCAAGAGGGUGGAAGUUAUGUGCUGCCAAUGCGUUGGCAGGGAAUCCCAGUCUCUCUCUGGUGCCCCAAACCUGCUGCAACCCCCUCUGCAACUACUCCUGCACCUGCAACCACUUCUGCUAAACCACAGGAUCCUGUACCUCAGACACUCAAGUCCCCCCCAUCUUACCCUCAUGUGCCAGUGAUGCCUCCCAACAGCAUGAACCAAGGUGUUCCACAAUCAUAUCUCUUUGCACCAUAUUGGGGUUAUCCUCAGUACCCUUCAGUAGUUGUACCGCAAACCACAAUGCCCACAACUACCACGGCAGAACCAACCACAACGACCACAAGUACAAAGAAACCAGAGAUGCCUAAAAUUCCACAAUACCCCKCUUUCUUCCCCCCUAAUUAUGCUUACUUUGCACCCCUGUCACCAGUUACAACGGCAGCACCAAAGACAGUGGCUACUUCAACCACCAAAUUGACCACCACUGUAAAGCCAGUAGCUAAAGAUCCUAACCCUAUGUUUCAGUAUCCUGCCUACCCACCUUUUUAUCCUCCCRAUCCUUGGCCUCUCCCUGGGCCUCUGCCAACUGCUGCAGAGACUACUACAACUACUCCUCAAACAACCACGACUCAACCCACAACUACACAAUCUCCGUUGCCCCAGUUGCCGCAGUUUCCAAAGUUGCCGCAGUUUCCACCAUACGGGCCCCUGUUGCCGCAGUUUCCACCAUACGGGCCCCUGUUGCCGCAGUUUCCACCAUACGGGCCCCAGGUGCCGCCGUUUCCACCAUUCGGGCCAUUUCCUCCCUAUCCUUUUCCUCAGUUUGUCCCACCGUUUGGCCCAAAUCAUCAAACUACUAAGCCACUAUGACAGCAGCACCAACUACACAAAUGACGACCACCACAACAGAGAAAACGGAACCCAUGCUGACUUCAGUGCUGCAGUAUCCCUCAAAUGUCAAACUUCAAUUUCCAGUUUAUCCAUAUCCUUUUCCUUAUCCCCCUCCUCCAGGCUUCAAUAAAUGGUAAAUGGUUUGAGUAACACAA
Messenger RNA from Paralichthys olivaceus (Japanese flounder), 1585 nucleotides. RefSeq lists its product as uncharacterized. The record is from RefSeq and is a predicted model, not a curated record. Lineage: Eukaryota; Metazoa; Chordata; Actinopteri; Pleuronectiformes; Paralichthyidae.